AUGGAUUCGGACGACAAAGAGAUGCUCGCCGUGCUUUUUGACGAGGAAGUAGCCGCUGCCGAUGAUGCUGCCUCCGGUGGCGAACAGGAGCAUCAACUCAUCGUCUCAUCGCUUCUUGGCCUCAGCGCCGAAGAUGCAGAGCGGCCGGGAAGGGGAGGAUCGAGGAAACGCCGCCGCAAGAGCAAGGCGAGGCAAACGAUGGAAGGCUACUGCAUGCUGUACGCCGACUACUUCCCCGAUGAUCCAUUGCACAAUGAUGUGAUCUGUCGGCUCCAUUUCAGAAUGUCUCGGAAGCUCUUUUUGAAGAUCACCGAGUACCUCCGGGAGUACGACGAUUACUUCAAAUUGAAGAGGGACAUCGUCGGCACACUUGGUUUCACAUCAAUUCAAAAAUGCACGGUAUCCCUCCGUUUGCUUGCUUAUGAAAUUCCUGCCGAUACACAGGACGACUACCUUCGCAUGGCCGAGUCCACGGCCAUCGAUUGCAUGUACAGGUUCUAUAGGGAAAUUGUGACGGUGUUAGGAGAUCAGUACUUGAGGACACCCACUGCUGAAGACACAGCUCGGAUCAUGGCACAUAAUGCAGAAAGAGGAUUCCCAGGAUCGCACAAUGACAUCAAUGUGCUCCAAUGCUCGAAUGUGUUUGCCAAGCUCGUUGAAGGCACUGCUCCUCGGGUAAACUAUGAGAUCAAUGGCCAUCUGUACAUCAAGGGAUACUACCUGGCAGAUGGCAUCUAUCCAAGAUGGUCGACCUUUGUGAAGACAAUCUCAACGCACCAGCAGGAGGAGCAAGAUCUUGGUUUGCGACGCAACAGGAAGCAUGCAGGAAGGAUGUCGAGCGGGCAUUUGGUGUGUUGCAGGCUCGAUUUGCCAUCGUCUGGUACCCUCCUCUCACUUGGUCGAAAGAUCAGAUUUGGGAGGUCAUGA
This is a messenger RNA of Brachypodium distachyon (stiff brome), 927 nucleotides long. RefSeq lists its product as uncharacterized. The coding region runs from base 1 to 927 and encodes 308 amino acids. The record is from RefSeq and is a predicted model, not a curated record. Lineage: Eukaryota; Viridiplantae; Streptophyta; Magnoliopsida; Poales; Poaceae. The transcript has 2 exons.